Molecule: messenger RNA, 3639 nt
Organism: Microtus oregoni (creeping vole)
Lineage: Eukaryota; Metazoa; Chordata; Mammalia; Rodentia; Cricetidae
Gene: Vwa3b
Product: von Willebrand factor A domain containing 3B
Exons: 26
Coding region: 1-3639 (1212 amino acids)
Source: RefSeq, a predicted model, not a curated record
AUGGCCGAGCACAGUCUUAUUUCAUCUGAGCAAUGGCUUCAGCUGCAUGGGCUUAAGAGCAAGAAGCUGAGCUUGAAGCAGAUCUUGUCCCAGAUUGGAUUCCCACAGUCCGAAGAUUAUGUGACUUCUUUGAGGAGACUCGUGACUUCUCGGUAUGCUGAUGGCCUCUUCCCACAGUUCUACACAACAGAAGAUGGCAGGCUGUACAAUCUGACAGCGAAGUCAGAGCUGAUCCACCGGUUUGUGGAGCAUUUAACACAGGCCGUGGAGAGCUAUAAGCAGCGGAUGGACUGGCUUACCAGCAGGAGCCGGCAGAUUUUUGGUGUCAUCUUGGAACAGAGCAUCACCAUAGUACUGGAUUUCAGUGACAUUUUGACGGAGGAGCUCAAUCUGUGCCAGGAUGCGCUGACAAUGGUCCUCCAGGAGCAGGUGGCUCUCAUCACCAAGUUCAACAUCAUCUGGGUUUCUGGAGAGCCAGUGAAAUGGCAGGCGUGUGCUACCUCUGUGACCGAAGACGCCAUAGCUGCCGCCAUCAGCUGGGUGGAGAAAAUGGCUUUUGAGCCAGUGGCUGUGGGAGAGGUUAGCUGCCUGGAUGCUCUGCGGGAAGCUGGGAAAGACGAAACUAUCGAAGCCAUUUACUACUUCGUGGUGGGGGAUAUUCCGGAGGAUUCCCAGGAGCGUCUUCUCCAGAGGGUUUUGGAGAUCCCAUAUCCAGUCUGCACAGUGUCCUUCAAUGCCAGAAGAGAAGGAACUGUAGCUUUCCUAAAAGAUCUGAGCGCCAAGACUCACAGCAGAUUCCACGCCUUUGCUGAGAGAACAGAGUGUCUAGAAUUCUCUGCAUGUUCCACAAAGGAUGUUGACAGCGCAGGGUCUUGGAAUUCAAGGAAACUGAAAGGGAGACUCCCUCCAGGUGCUGGUGUCAGAGAGGAUGUGUUUCUCAUUUGGAGAGAAAUGGAAGAAGCCUGCAACACACUGGUUCAGAUCCAGAAUCUGGUGGACAAGUCUUCUCAGUCGGAUGUGGUCCCCGAAGGCUGCAGAGCAACACCUGCCGAGAAUAAAGAAAACACAGAAGACACCUGGGAUUCUCAGCAGUGGCUCCAGAAAUACAGCUUGAAGGCCCAGAAACUGACCUUUUAUGAUGUCCUUACUGACUGCUCCUUCCGCCACGCUGAUGGAGUCGUUGACAUAAGAGCCAAACCGGAAGACGAGUCUGUGCAGACCAGUGCGGACUCCAAUAGGAAGACAAUCCAUGCCAAAUACUGCAACAGAUUCAUCCACGUUCCCUGGAAGGAUGGGAGCUUGGUCCACGUCAGCAUCACCAAGGAGAAGUGCAGAUGGUACAGUGAGAGAAUUCACACAGCCCUGGCCAGGAUCCAGAGGAGGAUUAAGUGUCUGCAAGAUGGGAGUAGAGCCCUCUUUGGGAAAGUGUAUGGAGAUUGCGUCUACGUCCUCAUUGAUACAUCUCACUCAAUGAAGAGCAAACUGGACCUGGUGAAGGAUAAGAUCAUCCGGCUCAUACGGGAACAGUUGAGAUACAAGCGUAAAUUCAAUUUUGUGGCCUUUGAUGGUGAGGCAACUGCUUGGCGGGAAAAACUUACUGAAAUCAAUGACGAUCAUUUGGAACAGGCCGAGUCGUGGGUUAGAAACAUCAAGGCUGGAAGUUCCACAAAUACCCUGAACGCCCUGAAAAUUGCUUUUGCUGACAGAGAAACAGAAACCGUCUACCUUUUGACGGAUGGGAGACCCGAUCAGCCACCAGAAAUGGUGAUGGACCACGUCAAACUUUUCCAGAAUAUUCCUAUCUAUGCCAUCUCCUUCAAUUACAAUGAUGAGGUUGCGAAUGAGUUCUUGAAGGAGCUAGCCUCUGUGACCGGAGGAGAGUUCCGUGCUUAUAAUUUUGGCUGCAAGGAUCUCAUCCCCCAGGAUAUUCAGGAUGAAGACAUGAACCUUUUGAUCCAGGAGAUGCAACAGGGCUACAGCGACCUGGAGAAGAUGCAGGAGCUUUACUCUGAGUCCUUAGUCAUGGACUGGUGUUACAACGGAGAAAAGGGGGGAGGCUUCAAGCAUCAAAAGGAAAUCUGCUCCAUGGUUUCAACCCCAGAAAAUUGUGCAAACUCUCAACCGGAUGCUGACUCAAUGGCUGUUUUGCCCCUAAAAGUGUUUAAAGGACCAUGGGAAGUUUUGAAUGGAAAGACACAGAAAAAGAAACUCCUGCAUGCAGAAUCGACCAGAACCAGCCUACUCAGAAGCCACAUAGCCACCUCCAAGAGCUGCAGUUACACUAAGGACAGCUCCAACCCCAGCAGCUGCGUCACUACUGCUCCGAGUGACAGAGAAAUGAGUACCCUGUGCAUGAAUAAGCACCUAGAUGACAAAUUGUCUGAAAGACUCGCCCGAAAUGGAAACCACGUUACUGGCCACACCUCUGCAGACAUGUCCUCUGAAAACUGGCUCCAAACGCACAGCCUGGUGGCCAAGAAGCUCACCAUCAUGGAUGCCUUGGCUGGGACGGUAGUGCCCCACAAUGCCACCUAUGUCCCCAUCCUGAAUAAGCAUGUUUCCUCCAAGGUCUUCAGUGAGGUGUCCCCUCUGGCACAUAUGUGCAAUGACACCAAUAAGAUGGUAUUAAUUAACCCCCAAGGAGUCAAAUUCAAUAUCUACAAGCAAAACGUGGAACAGGCCAUUAAAUCCUACGAAAAACGCUUAAAUAAAAUCGUCUGGCAAGCACUGUCCCAAGAGGAAAAAAAUAAGUUGGACGCCAUCAAGCCCCUACAAUACUUGGAAAACAAGGCAGUUUUAAACAAAGCCCUGGAGCGCCUGAAUUGGCCCAUUUCCUUGAAAGAGCUGUCGCUGCUGGAAAAGGAAAUAUUGGCUGGGAAAAUGUACAUCCAGCAGGCGAUGGAGCUCCAGGAGGCUGCCAGGAAGAACUGCAUGAACAAGACCCUGGAGGAGCAGCAGAAAUCACAAGGGUGUCCAACAAAGAAAACCAAAUCAAGGAAAGUAGAUCCCCUCAAAGGCCAGAAGGUCAUUGCCAGAUGUGAGGAGAAUGGCUUCUAUUUUCCAGGGGUCGCGAAGAAAUGUUUGAGCUCCACCCAUGCACUGGUAGACUUCAGGUUCGGAGAAACCAAGGUGGUGCCCAUCUCCUUCAUCAUACCAGUUGGAGGUGCCACGCCCUGCCCACAACUUCAGCUUGGGGAUUAUGUGUUUGCCAAAAUCAAGACAAAUAAAGGAUUUGAGUUCUAUGUCCCCGCCAUCGUCAUAGCACUUCCAAAUCGGGAUGUGGCUUCAGAGAAAUUCUACACAGUUUUAAAGUGUAACAACCGCAGAGAAUUUUGCCGUCGGAGUGCACUUAUAAAGAUCAGCCAAAACAAGUAUGCUCUCUCUUGCUCUCAUAUAAAUGCAUCCCAGGUUGAGAAGGACCAAGCAAUGAAAGAAGUGGAGUCAAGGAAACCUUCCCGACUCUGGACAGUGAUUGAAGAAGACACAGGAAAUUUAAAACAGUCGAGACAAGAGGACCUUAAAAAAAAGAAAAAGAAGCCCACCAAGAGGUCACCUUUCCGGGAGAUGAUGUCCUCGUAUUCAGAUGGCUCUUCCCAUGGCACCAGGUCCCCAGAGUCUAACCCCCAAAACCUUCCAUGA